AUGGGUGUGAUGGUGUGGGCAUGGGCAUCGGUGCUCGACGAGCGGUUUGCGUUUCUGGUGGAGUGGCAUGAUGCGCUUGCGUCGCUGAUGCGGCGUUACCAUCUGUUCUACUACGUGGAGGAUUCGACGCUGGAGAUGUACGACAUCAAGAACCGGCGGACGUUCCUGAAGCGGACACGGUAUGAGGACAUCGAGCUGAGCGACCUGUACAUCGGGGCGACGGUGACGGUGUACUCGCGGCAGCUGCAUGUGAUCGACUACGGCGAUGAGUACACGGCCCAGACGAUCGGGUCGCAGCUAGAGCGAACACUGGCGCUCAUCAAGCCGGAUGCAUACAUCUCGAUGGGCAAGAUUGUGGACGAGGUGUCAAAGGCCGGGCUCUCUGUGGCGCAGGCGCGGAUGGUGAAGCUGACGGAGCGGCAGGCGGCGUCGUUCUAUGCUGAGCACGCGGAGCAGCCAUGGUUUGGCGAUCUUGUUGGGUUUAUGACGUCAGAUGCGGUCAUUGCGCUCGAGCUUGCCGGGCCGUCGGCCAUCUCCAAGUGGCGGGCGCUGAUGGGCGCGACGGAUCCGGCCAAGGCCGAGCCCGGGACGAUCCGGGCCAAGUUUGGCCAUAACGCGACGGCUAACGGCGUGCAUGGGUCGGACUCUGCGGCGUCUGCGGCGCGCGAGCUGGAGUUUUUCUUUUCGGGCGCGGUCUCGUUCGAUCAGACUGCUGUCUUUGACAACUGCACGGCGGUGGUGAUCAAGCCGCACGCGGUGCUGUCAGGCGACAUGGGCCCGAUCCUUGACGCCAUCCUCUACCAGGGCUUUGAGAUUUCUGCCCUGCAGAUGUUCCGCCUCUCUGUGGCGGACGCCGAGGAGUUCCUCGAGGUGUACAAGGGCAUGGUCCCCGAGUAUUCGCUCAUGGUCGAGCAGCUGACCUCGGGCCCGUGCCUCGCACUGGAGAUCCGCGCUGAGUCGGCCGUCGCCGCCUUCCGCGACUUUGCAGGCCCGGUCGACCCGCAGGUGGCGGCCGCGGUCCGGCCGGACACCCUCCGCGCCCGCUUUGGCGUCACCACCGUCAAGAACGCCAUCCACUGCACCGAUCUCGAGACCGACGGCGAGCUCGAGGUUGCCUACUUUUCCGCAUUCUCCAGGAGUAGAGCCCCUCUGAGUAGAGUCAUUGAACACUGUCUUGCCCCCUGUUGCACCGGCUGUAAGGCCGAGGGUGUCUUUCAGCCCCGGCUCCCAGCACGACGUGGCAUUGACGCGCAAUUCGGUGAGCGGAAGGCUGUCGGCCGCUAG
Thecamonas trahens ATCC 50062 is the source of this 1284-nucleotide messenger RNA. RefSeq names its product nucleoside diphosphate kinase. NCBI's taxonomy places the organism in Eukaryota, Apusomonadida, Apusomonadidae. Bases 1 to 1284 code for a protein of 427 amino acids. The record is from RefSeq and is a predicted model, not a curated record. Gene Ontology annotation, cellular component: centrosome. Gene Ontology annotation, molecular function: nucleoside diphosphate kinase activity; ATP binding. The transcript has 2 exons. Gene Ontology annotation, biological process: GTP biosynthetic process; CTP biosynthetic process; UTP biosynthetic process.